CCACAAUGAGCCUGAAAAUAUACUUUGCUGGAAGUAUAAGAGGGGGUCGCCAGGAUGUGGAGCUCUACCAUAGUAUUAUUGCAAUGCUAAAACCUUUUGGGAAGAUUUUGACUGAGUUUGUUGGAGACAAAGAGAUCAGUUUUGAAUAUAAUGGUGUUUCUGUGGACAAAAGCAUACAUGAUCAUGAUAUGGAAAUGCUGAAGGAAUGCCACUGUGUUAUUGCAGAAACUACGCAACCAUCCCUAGGUGUGGGAUAUGAGCUUGGCAGGGCUGUAGCAAUGAACAAACCUAUUCUCUGUCUCUUCAGGCCAAAGAGUGACAAAGUUUUGUCUGCCAUGAUAAGAGGGGCCCACAAUGGAUCUUCUUUUAUUGUUAUCGACUAUGAAAAAAUAUCAGAGGUAAAGGAUAACAUUAACACAUUUUUAGAAAAUGUCCAACAACAAGUAUCUAAGACAUGAGGCAAGGUAGAUAACUCAUGAUGUCGUCCAG
Messenger RNA from Physella acuta, 489 nucleotides. Its product is annotated as 2'-deoxynucleoside 5'-phosphate N-hydrolase 1-like. Gene Ontology annotation, biological process: deoxyribonucleoside monophosphate catabolic process. The record is from RefSeq and is a predicted model, not a curated record. Gene Ontology annotation, molecular function: 5-hydroxymethyl-dUMP N-hydrolase activity. Lineage: Eukaryota; Metazoa; Mollusca; Gastropoda; Physidae. Gene Ontology annotation, cellular component: nucleus.